Anthonomus grandis grandis is the source of this 1059-nucleotide messenger RNA. RefSeq lists its product as uncharacterized. Lineage: Eukaryota; Metazoa; Arthropoda; Insecta; Coleoptera; Curculionidae. The record is from RefSeq and is a predicted model, not a curated record. The transcript has 4 exons. Bases 1 to 1059 code for a protein of 352 amino acids.
AUGAGUCAAGAUUUAAGCCGGGCGUCCACCGAAAGCGGUGCUGUGCUGUGCUGCGUUGGGCUAUGCUGUGCUGUGCUGGGCAAAGCUGUAGUUGGACAGUCCACCAAAAAAAUUGAAAAGAAUCUUUUUGAUUUAAGUUCAGAAGAGGAUGAUUCCGAAGAUGAGCAUACAAAUAAUUUAUUAAGUUGUAUGCUUAUGGCGGAUAAAAGAAAACACAUAUUUUGGAUAUCAAAUCAUUUAGUAGAGCGAAAACAAUUUGGCGAAUUUCAUAAAUUAAUUCCAGUGUUAAGUGAUGAGCAGUUUAAAAAUUACUUUAGGCUUUCUAGAGCUCAGUUUGUGGAAAUUCAUGAAUUAAUAAGAUUUGAAAUUAUAAAGCUUAAUACGAACUACCGAGAAAGUGUCACAACAGAGGAGCGUUUGGGUGUAUGUUUAAGAUUUCUAGCGACGGGCGAUUCCUACAAAACAAUUGGAUAUAGUUUCCGUUUAGGAGAAAGAACUGUCUCAAAGAUAGUUAAUGAAGUUUGUUCAUCCCUUUGGUCCCAGUUGCAACCGACAUUCAUGAAAAUGCCCGACCAAGAGUCUUGGAAAGCCUAUGAAUUGGAAUUUAGAGAACGAUGGCAGUUUCCAAAAUGUGUCGGUGCUAUAGACGGCAAGCAUGUGGUUAUAAAAGCCCCACCGAAUUCAGGUUCAUCGUUUUUUAACUACAAGAAAACUUUUUCUGUAGUAUUGAUGGCCAUAGCAAGUGCCAAUUAUCAACUGAUUGCAGUCGACAUUGGGUCAUCAGGCAGAUUUAGUGACGGGGGAAUAUUUGCUGAUAGUCCUAUUGGGCGAAGCGUCAAUCGAACACAAAGCGGUCAUGCGGCCCCGCACGACAUAGCUUGUCUCGCCGCACAGCGCCCCAGCUUUAGUGGACGGUACUUCAUAAGAAUGCAUUGGCAACCCAGCACCGCUCAACGCCGCUCCACCCAGCACAGCACAGCACCGCUUUCGGUGGACGCCCGGCUUUAUGUCGAUGCAUGCAGCACUGCUCGCCGCCUCACUAUGUGCGCAUCAACUUGA